GUUCGAUGUCGCAAAGUUGCGCCACUACAGAGCGAGUGAGCAUUCAUUCAAUUUUACAAAGUAGAACAACAAAAGUCCGAGCAUAAAACUUUGCUUGACUCAUCCAGGAAGCAACCAAGAUUAGAAACAGCCUGCCCAAUUUGAGAAACAAAACAUUCGCGCCUCUUUCCACUUUCAACGCCACUGACAUUCAAAAGAAAGCAAGGGUAAAAAUCAAACAUGCAAUCGACAAGUCCAGACAACGCCAACCCCACCAUCCGGAGUAUCGCCAGUCUUCCAUCCCGCGGCAGGCGUUCAGAUUUCAGCCUGGACAAUUCUCCAGAAUCAAAGUACGACAACUUGCUGCUUUCCCGAAAUACAGCAUCGGACUACGGUCUCCCGGACGUCUUGGCCUGGUCAUCCGACAGCGACAGCGAUUAUGACUCCACCGACCGCGCCUCCCCUUUCCCCUCAUCAUCGUCACCAUCGUCAUCACUCUAUGCCGCUGAACCCAUCGAUGCCCUUGAAAUUUACACUCUGACCGCGUCCAUCUCGGACCCGGAACAUCCCCACACCCUGGGCCAGCUCUCCGUCAUCAAUCUACCGGACAUCCACGUGACCUCCAAUCACGUCCUGGUCGAGGUGACCCCUACCAUCACGCACUGCUCCCUGGCCACCGUCAUCGGGUUGGCAGUCCGAGUGCGCCUGGAGCAAGCCUUGCCGCCAGCCUACCGCGUCGAUGUGCGCAUGAAGCAGGGCUCCCACGCCCAGGACGACCAGGUCAACCGUCAACUGGCUGACAAGGAGCGCGUUGCCGCUGCGCUCGAGAAUGACAGCCUCAGGGGAAUGCUCGACAAGAUGAUGGAGACUUGCACCACUUGAAUUUAUUUAACUUUAAAUACAUUGCAUGAGAUUCCCCCUUAUGGUGGCAAAAUUAUUUUCUUCUUUCUUCCUUUGUUUCUUUCUUUGCUUUGCUCGUGGCUCAAACCUGCCCCUUUUUUAGAAGAAGGAAAUUUUUUUGUUAAAAGGGGCGUUUGAGGAACAAGAAAACUACGACAAAGCGAGAAAAAAAAACUAAUGAAAACACAAACUUCAGUUCCUCGGACCCAAUUCCACGAAUCAGUCUUCAACCCUUCAUAUACCCAAGUUCCAAGGGGGCCUGGGCUGCUCUCCCUCGGGUACAGGAGAACGUUGUCCUAUUGCGACAAUACAAGUGACAGCCUUGUACUCGAUCUACGACGAUUAAGUGGCGAUCACAAUCACCGAUCCAAUAAAGUGCCACAUCCGCUGUCAAGAACAGCCACGGCAAAACGGCCUGGAAUACUGCCGAGUGGAGAGCCCAUGCUGUCAUCAGCCCCUCCGCCUCCCUGGGAGGCUGGGGGUCGGGCAUCUUGAAUUAUUGUACAGCAACAAUUAAUGAACUGUCAUUAAACAAACAGUACAACUAGUCUGCACUACAGUAUUUAUUCUUCAACUGUUAAUUUAUCAUCGUUAAAAACAUCCAAAACCGUCGAACCGGUAAAGAGGCUCUGUGAUCAGCCAAGCUGCC
Messenger RNA from Pyricularia oryzae 70-15, 1528 nucleotides. RefSeq lists its product as uncharacterized. The transcript has a single exon. Gene Ontology annotation, biological process: iron-sulfur cluster assembly. Lineage: Eukaryota; Fungi; Ascomycota; Sordariomycetes; Magnaporthales; Pyriculariaceae. The record is from RefSeq and is a predicted model, not a curated record. Bases 220 to 861 code for a protein of 213 amino acids.